This is a messenger RNA of Triplophysa rosa, 2698 nucleotides long. It is a transcript of the gene raf1b, whose product is annotated as Raf-1 proto-oncogene, serine/threonine kinase b. Gene Ontology annotation, biological process: protein phosphorylation; signal transduction. The record is from RefSeq and is a predicted model, not a curated record. The coding region runs from base 86 to 1975 and encodes 629 amino acids. The transcript is spliced from 17 exons. NCBI's taxonomy places the organism in Eukaryota, Metazoa, Chordata, Actinopteri, Cypriniformes, Nemacheilidae. Gene Ontology annotation, cellular component: plasma membrane; cytosol; mitochondrion. Gene Ontology annotation, molecular function: protein kinase activity; ATP binding.
GUUUUUUUUUCUCCCGCAGCGAUAAUCAUGGCGGAUCAACAAUUCAACAACUUUCUCUGAUUAUUGUAGUCUGCUGCCCGCUGUGAUGGAGCACAUUCAAGGGGCCCGGAAAAGCAUCAGUCACGUGUUUGGAUGCAAAGACUCUGUAUAUGAAGAUUCCUGCAUGUCUCCCACCAUUCUAAAGAACUUUCCGUACCGGAGAUUAUCGGAUGACGGGAGAAUACCAGACUCUAAAACUAGCAGCACAAUCCGUGUCUACCUGCCCAACAAACAGCGCACUGUGGUGAAUGGGCGAGCAGGCAUGACGCUGCACAACUGCCUCAUCAAAGCCCUGAAAGUUCGAGGACUUCAACCAGAAUGCUGCGCUGUGUUCAAGCUGCACACAGAACAUGGCAAAACCAAAAAGUCACGUAUGGAUUGGAACACAGAUUCUACCUCACUGAUGGGAGAGGAGCUCCUGGUUGAAGUCUUAGAUCACGUACCCCUGACUACGCACAAUUUUGUACGGAAAACGUUUUUGAAGUUGGCCUUCUGCGACAUAUGUCAGAAGUUUCUCUUGCACGGCUUCAGGUGUCAGACGUGUGGCUACAAAUUUCACGAGCACUGCAGCACCAGAGUGCCCACCAUGUGUGUGGACUGGAGCAACAUCCGACAGCUUCUGCUGUUUCCUACUCCAGGAGAGAACGGGACUCCAUCCCUCCCGCCCCCCUCAUCACGGCGUAUGCAAAACUCUAGAUUCCCUUUCAGUCCACAUCACAGAUACUCAACGCCAAAUGCUUUCAACUACAUCACUCCCAUGCCAGUCCCCGGGGUUUCGCUCAGUCAUAAUAAAGUGUUGUCCACAUCCACCCCCAACGUCCACAUGGUGAGCACCACCCAGCCUGUUGAUGAAGCCGCUUAUCAGGAAGCCUUAGGAAGUAAUGAAUCUGGAAGCCCUCAAGACCAAAGUCCGACGGAGUGGUCCAAAACCCCGGCACCAGCCCAUAAAGAGAAAGCACCUUCAGCUAACACUCAGGAAACAAACAGAAUUCGUCCUCGAGAGAAGAGAGAUUCCAGCUACUACUGGGAGAUUAACUACACGGAGGUGGUUUUUCUCUCCAGGAUCGGCUCGGGGUCUUUUGGCACAGUUUACAAAGGGAAGUGGCACGGCGAUGUCGCUGUAAAGGUUUUAAAGGUCACAAAUCCCACGCCGGAGCAGUUUCAGGCCUUUCGCAACGAAGUGGCUGUUCUCAGGAAGACCAGGCAUGUCAAUAUUGUUUUAUUCAUGGGUUACAUGACCAAGGAAAAUCUGGCCAUUGUGACACAGUGGUGUGAGGGCAGCAGCCUCUACAAACAUCUACACGUGCAAGAGACAAACUUUCAGAUGUUUCAGCUCAUCGACAUCGCCAGACAGACAGCUCAGGGCAUGGAUUACUUACAUGCAAAGAAUAUCAUCCAUCGGGACAUGAAGUCAAACAAUAUCUUCCUGCAUGAAGGUUUAACAGUGAAGAUCGGCGAUUUUGGACUGGCCACAGUUAAAGCAAGGUGGACCGGCUCACAUCGAGUAGAGCAACCGUCUGGAUCAGUUCUGUGGAUGGCUCCUGAGGUGAUCCGGAUGGAGGAUAAUAAUCCCUACAGUUUUCAGUCGGACGUGUACUCGUAUGGUAUUGUUCUGUAUGAGCUCAUGACCGGGGAAUUGCCUUAUGCUAUGAUUGGAAAUAGAGAUCAGAUCAUCUUUAUGGUGGGCAGAGGAUAUCUCACCCCAGAUCUCAGUAAACUCUACAAGAGCUGCCCCAAAGCCAUGAAGAGACUCGUGGCCGACUGCAUCCAGAAGUCUAAAGACGACAGGCCAUUGUUUCCACAGAUCCUGUCUUCGAUAGAGCUUCUCCAGCACUCCCUCCCCAAAAUAAACCGCAGCGCAUCCGAGCCGUCGCUGCACCGAGCCUCUCACACGGAGGACAUCAACGUCUUCACGCUCACAUCUGCCUUCAAAUGAAGCUCAGCUGCUCACUCCAGCGAAACGCAAGCUAGAAACACAGACUUCCACAUAUUUAAGCUAUGAAUGGACGCGACGUGGAUGAAUUAGCGCCCGGGUGGCCUCGUUUUAUUUUUGACCGGAGUAACGUGCUGGUGGUUUAUGUGCUUUGUAUGUAUUUAUACUUAAGAUGACUGGUGGAAUGUCGACUUUGAUGAUGCUGGCCUCUCUUCUGGUCUGCUGGACAUCAAUGUACCCAAGGAUCCGUUGGGAGAGGGAACGGUUAACAGCACUUUCUCGGUUCACACUUGCGUGUAGUCAUCUCGUGUAGUUUCAAUAGCAGAACUGGAUCAGUCGAUCAGAAGUACUAUCAUGUUCAAACAUUAUACAAUCAGUUAUACAGUGCGUGAUACGAGUGACUGGACAUUUAGCAUUGUGUAUAUUUUUCUUAAGUGCCAGUACUGUGGUUGUCAACGUGGAGUUGGUAUGGUUUUUUAAUCGGACACCAGUUAAAUGCCUCUUCAGCACAGGGUAUGGGGAGCACUUUAUGAUCAUGUGUCGUCUCUGAGUUUGUGCCUCGUACGCAACUCAAAGAAAAGUGGGUAUUAACUUUAUUUGGGAUUCAUAUAUUUUUGGCUCGUUCCUGCUUGUCAGUGAGAAUUAACUUGUAAACUUGACAGAUCGUUUAUUCAUUGUAUUUUAAUAAAAUUAAGUUAAAUACAACACACAGGCUCUGUUGUAAUG